This is a messenger RNA of Morone saxatilis (striped sea-bass), 622 nucleotides long. It is a transcript of the gene spp2, whose product is annotated as secreted phosphoprotein 2. Lineage: Eukaryota; Metazoa; Chordata; Actinopteri; Moronidae. Gene Ontology annotation, biological process: bone remodeling. The coding region runs from base 41 to 622 and encodes 193 amino acids. The record is from RefSeq and is a predicted model, not a curated record. The transcript has 6 exons. Gene Ontology annotation, cellular component: extracellular region.
UAAACGAUGAGUGAGGUACGUUGGUUUGGUGCUAGUCAAGAUGAAAUCCUACGUGCUUCUCUUGGCCCUGCUGCAGUCUCUGGGUUGCUCAGGAAUCCCGCUGUACAACUCUGAGCUGGAGUCUCUGGCAGACAGGGGUCUUGGAACAUCGCUGGCAGAGGUCAACUCUGUGUACGCCGUCAGCCAUCUUUACCGGGUGACUCGAGGCUCUGUCACAAGGGUUAUUCCAAUGGGCCUGAACACCGUUGACCUGCUGAUGACAUUUGGCAUUAAAGAGACGCAGUGUGCAAAGUCUUCCGGAAGCGACCCCCUGACAUGCGCCUUCAGACCUGGUUUCUUCGUGCGAUCCUUCGCCUGCUUCAGUCGGGUCAGAAUGUCGGCCACCUCGACACAGUUGGUUUCUCUCAGAUGCGGCAACGACGGGAGCUCCAGCUCAGAGUCCAGCUCAGAGUCCAGUGAGAAGAUGUUCUCAAGAGGGAGACACCAGUUCCAUAUCCCGUCUGCAAACGGAGUCCCAGCUCCUCCUGCAACUUCCCCACCCGUCCAGAAUGAUCGCUCCCUCCACCGUCAGACAGUGGAGGUCCGGCCCAGAGGGGACACUUUCACCAACUACCUGGUGUGA